AUGAUGAUGUCAACUGACGAGCUGAUGCACAGCGCGGCGAUGGGAAGCGGCGCGCUGUUCGGCUGCUCGUCCGCCGGCCACAGCGGCAUCAACCAGCUCGGCGGGGUCUACGUCAACGGCCGACCGCUGCCCGAUUCCACGCGGCAGAAGAUAGUCGAGCUGGCGCAUUCAGGCGCGCGCCCCUGCGAUAUCAGUCGCAUCUUGCAGGUCUCCAACGGAUGCGUCUCCAAGAUACUCGGCAGAUAUUACGAGACGGGGUCGAUAAAGCCCCGUGCUAUCGGGGGGUCUAAGCCGCGGGUGGCGACGACGCCGGUGGUGCAGAAGAUCGCCGACUACAAGCGAGAGUGCCCCUCGAUCUUCGCCUGGGAGAUCAGAGAUCGCCUACUCAGCGAGAACGUGUGCAAUAACGACAACAUACCAAGCGUGUCAUCAAUAAACCGAGUGUUACGGAACCUCGCGUCGCAGAAGGAGCAAGCUGCGUCCGCGCAGAACGACAGCGUGUACGAGAAACUAAGGAUGUUCAACGGACAGGCGGCGAGCGGCUGGUGGUACCCUGGGCUUCCGGCGCCCGCGCCUGCGAUACCCCCGCCACUUCCACCGCAGCUCAACAGGACCACCGAGGAACAUAAACGAGUGGAACCACUACAAUCCGAAGCGGGUUCUGACGGCAACAGCGAGCACGCGUCCUCCGGCGACGAGGAUUCGCAAAUGCGUCUGCGGUUGAAGCGCAAACUGCAGCGUAACCGGACUUCAUUUACCAACGACCAGAUAGACAGCUUGGAGAAAGAAUUCGAAAGAACGCAUUAUCCUGACGUGUUCGCGCGGGAGAGGCUCGCUGAAAAGAUCGGAUUGCCUGAGGCACGUAUCCAGGUGUGGUUUUCGAACCGUCGUGCGAAGUGGCGGCGGGAGGAGAAGCUUCGCAGCCAGCGGCGAGAGGCGCCGGCCGCAUCUCCGCCCGCGCCGCCCGCACCCCGCCUGCCUCUCAAUGGGGGGUUCAACUCUAUGUACAGCCCCAUACCACAACCCAUCGCCACCAUGAGCGACACCUACAGUUCGAUGUCGGGCGGACUGUCCUCGUCGUGCCUGCAGCAGCGCGAUGGCGGCUACCCGUACAUGUUCGGUGACGUGCUCGGCGGCGGGUACUCGCGCGCGCCCGCCGCGCACCAGCAGCACGCCGGCUACUCGCAGCCGCAGCCCGCCGCUAGCACAGGUGUGAUAUCGGCGGGCGUGAGCGUUCCCGUACAGAUUCCAUCUCAAGGGCCGGACCUCGCAUCGAACUAUUGGGGACGACUUCAGUGAUCUCAGCUAUUCGGGUUCCCGCAUCGACUGCUCUCGAUGGCCGAGAACCCGACCAACAUACCGGAGUCUCCAUCUAGCGGAGAGAUAGCGCACAACUACGCCGACUCCCACUUGUCUAUGACCGCCGCUGUCAACAUGACGGCCGGACACGACGCCGGAGACUUGCAGCACGAACAAAACUCCGUGUCGUAAGUGUUUCAGACUCUACUACGUUAUUACACGUAAUAUUAAACCCAGUGAUUUAUUUUCUCUCAACGUUUAAAUGGUGCAAGUUAUUAUAAUUUGUAUAAUAGGUUUUAAAUCUAUGAAAAUACCAGUUAUUUGUAAGAAGCAACUGAUGAUGUUCAAACGUAGCAUUAAGUGUCAUGAAAUCAUGUGCAAGGAAACAUGUUGCGUAAAUACAUAUUAGAUUAAUACGUUUCUGAUAAUUAUUUGCUUACAAAAAUGUAAAUAAAACGUUCAGCUGCGUAUUUCCUUGUGUAUGGUUAAUAGAUUUAAAAUACUAUAGCGUUUGUAAAUAUAGCAACGCGCCAUCUAUUGUUGAGUAGGAAAAGUUUCCUUAGCAAUGUCCGACGUCUCCGGAGAGAAAAUAAAUGUAAAUCGUUUGUGCCAACUUUUGUAAAGAGUGUUAUACACCCUUAGCGAGAACAACCCUUUUAUUUCUUUGAUCUAUGCAAUCGGGGUGAGAAAUAUUAAUGCUACAGAGGAAAACGUGGCAAUAAGCUUCGUUACGGUGAUUUGUUGGGUGACAUCGCGUCCCUACGAACUGUCAGUCUGUAUGUAUUCUUGUAUAAUAUUGUACUAAUUGAUGUUGUAUUUGCAAUUCUAUUAUGGCACAUAUUA
Papilio machaon (common yellow swallowtail) is the source of this 2142-nucleotide messenger RNA. RefSeq names its product paired box protein Pax-6 (gene toy). Gene Ontology annotation, molecular function: RNA polymerase II cis-regulatory region sequence-specific DNA binding; DNA-binding transcription factor activity, RNA polymerase II-specific. The coding region runs from base 1 to 1299 and encodes 432 amino acids. The transcript is spliced from 9 exons. The record is from RefSeq and is a predicted model, not a curated record. NCBI's taxonomy places the organism in Eukaryota, Metazoa, Arthropoda, Insecta, Lepidoptera, Papilionidae. Gene Ontology annotation, biological process: anatomical structure development; regulation of transcription by RNA polymerase II.